GGUUUUGUUUAUUAGUUGGGGAGGGGGAUCCAUAAAAAUUCAUUAUGAAACGUUGACAAAUAGAAAAUUGUACAGGCUAACUUAAGCAUCUUGGUUGAAAAUCUCUCAUGCAUUAUUAUGUGAUAUUUUAAGAACUUGCUUUGCACAUUUGCACUCCAUAGUCUUAUGAUGAAAUUGAUCACAGCUUAUCUGGAUCAAAUUAUGUUUCUAAUUGACGAAACGCCCUAUUUUCCUUUUUUCACUUCUCUCCUUGUCUGCAUCCUGGUGAUUUUUUGGAAGCAAUCCAGAGCCGGAGGCCUAAAGUCACCCCCUGGGCCAUGGAAGCUGCCUGUUAUUGGAAACUUGCAUCAAAUGAUCGGUCGGCUGCCACACCACACACUGAGAGAUUUAGCCAAGAAACAUGGACCCAUCAUGUACCUUAAACUCGGUCAAUUAGACGCCGUGAUUAUUUCAUCUGCCAAAGGUGCCCGGGAGGUCUUGAAGACACAUGAGCUUACAUUUGCGCAGAGGCCUAAGGUUUGGGCUGCAGAGGUUAUAUCUUUUGGUCAAUCAAGUUCUAUCUUUGCUCCUUAUGGAGAUUUAUGGAGAUCACUGAGAAAGAUUUGUGUUUUCGAGCUACUGAGUGCGACACGUGUGCAGUCUUUCAGAUCCGUAAGAGAAGAAGAGGUAUGGAAUCUUAUUGAGUCCAUUGGCUCAAUGUCUCAUGAGGGGCUUGCCAUCAAUUUUAGGGACAGGUGCUGCAGCUUCACAAGUGGCGUAGUGUCGAAGGCAGCAUUUGGGAAAAAAUGCAAAGACCAAAAGGAGUUCCUUUCGCUACUAGACGAAGUAAACAAACUUGCUAGUGGGUUUGAUAUUCCUGAUUUGUUUCCUUCACUCAGUUUUCUUGGUUUCAUUACUGGGUCGAUCCCUGCUCUCAAAGACAUACAAAGCAAGCUCAAUACGAUUCUCGAACGUAUCAUCAACGAUCAUAAAAUCAAAAGCAAUGACAAAGCGCUGAAGGAGGAGGAAAAUUUUGUUGACGUACUUCUAAAACUUAAAGAGUCCAACAAGGUGGAGUUCAAUUUCACAACUAAUCAUAUCAAAGAUAUGAUUAUGGACAUGUUCUCUGCAGGAAGCGAGACUUCAGCUACUACCUUAGAAUGGGCAAUGUCAGAGUUGAUGAGAAGCCCAAGAAUCAUGAGGAGGGCUCAAGCUGAAGUGAGACAGUUAGUCCUCCAAUCGGAAGGAAAGAAAAACAAAGUUAUUGAAGAAAGAGAUGUUCAAAAAAUGGACUACUUGAAAUCGGUGGUAAAAGAAACUCUGAGGUUACACUCUCCAGCUCCUUUGCUCCCAAGAGAAGCAAGGGACACGGUUCAAAUUGGCGGAUUCAAAGUACAAGUUAAAUCAAAAGUAAUUAUUAAUGCAUGGGCAAUAGGAAGAGACCCAGAGAUAUGGGGGGCAGAUGCUGAGUGUUUUAAGCCAGAGAGAUUUCAUGGUUCUUCUGUUGACUUUAAGGGUUUUGACUUUGAGUUCACUCCAUUUGGGGCCGGCAGAAGAAUGUGUCCAGGCAUGUCAUUUGGUGUUACCAUGGUUGAACUUGCUCUUGCUGAAUUGCUCUACCACUUCGAUUGGAAACUAGCGAAUGGGAUGAAUCCUGACGAACUUGACAUGACGGAGAGCUUUGGAGGGGUCUGUAAGAGAGAGAAUACGUUGUACCUAAUUGCCACCCCACAUUUUACUUCAGUCGAUGAGUCAGAGUGACUCGACAUUUUGUUGCCAUUAAUGGCCAACAAAACCAACACCAUUAACAAGCUAAAACAUGUUUUCAGUCCCAUCAGUCUCCACAAGGUUCUACUCUCUUCCUAUAUUUUCAAUUGCAACGAUUUUCAUUCCUGCAGUUUGCAGAUUGUUUGAAUCUAAUGCUUCUUUUCAUUUAGUAAUUGCAUAAUAAGGCAUGAUUAAUGCAGUGUUGAGUGGUGUCGGCUCUAGGACAUAGUAGGAUAAAACUUUGUUGUUGUUUGUCAUUCCUAAGAUGUAAACUUGUUAUUCAGAUAUGUACAGAUAUAUGUACUUGUAUAUGUUCUUUUGGUGAAUGCUACUUUGUACGUUGAUGACA
Pyrus x bretschneideri (Chinese white pear) is the source of this 2095-nucleotide messenger RNA. Its product is annotated as desmethyl-deoxy-podophyllotoxin synthase-like. Bases 166 to 1740 code for a protein of 524 amino acids. Lineage: Eukaryota; Viridiplantae; Streptophyta; Magnoliopsida; Rosales; Rosaceae. The record is from RefSeq and is a predicted model, not a curated record. The transcript has 2 exons. Gene Ontology annotation, molecular function: heme binding; oxidoreductase activity, acting on paired donors, with incorporation or reduction of molecular oxygen; monooxygenase activity.